This is a messenger RNA of Salvia miltiorrhiza (redroot sage), 2964 nucleotides long. RefSeq names its product receptor-like protein 7. The coding region runs from base 1 to 2964 and encodes 987 amino acids. Gene Ontology annotation, molecular function: protein binding. The record is from RefSeq and is a predicted model, not a curated record. Lineage: Eukaryota; Viridiplantae; Streptophyta; Magnoliopsida; Lamiales; Lamiaceae. The transcript has a single exon.
AUGUUUGCAAGCUUCUUCUUGAUCCUACUGUUCCUCUCAAAUUCAAACCUCGUCGUUGAUUUGGCGUUUGUUUCAGGAGAGUCCGACAAAGAUCUGCUGCUCGAGUUCAGACAAAACCUGGUGUAUGAUUCCUCUGUUUCAACUAAGCUGUCGCAGUGGGAUGAAUCCACUGACUUCUGCCGAUGGGUGGGAGUGGAAUGCAACGGCGCGCGUCGCGUCUCCGGCCUCGAUCUCAGCGAGGAGCCCAUCUCUGAUUACAUCAAGAUCAACACCAGUCUUCUCAGGCUAACACAUCUGCAGAGUUUGAGUUUAGCUCAAACCAGCUUCCAUUUCAAGCAGUUUCCAUCAGGCUUCGGACAGCUGACAGAGUUAAGACAUCUCAACCUGAGUUAUUCAGGUUUUUCUGGGCAGAUUCCAUCGGAUUUAUCCAACUUGACGAGGUUAGUUUGUCUCGAUCUCUCGACCGCACCAUACUUACGACUCAGCCUCCCUAACCUGCGUGGAUUGAUUCACAACUACACAAGAUUGAAACAACUCUACCUUGAUGGUGUGAAUAUCUCUGCAAAUGGGAGUGAAUGGGGCAGUGCCAUAUCAUCUUCUCUCCCCAAUUUGAGAGUCUUGGGCAUGUCUAAUUCCUUCCUCACAGGCCCUUUCCAUCCUUCUCUGCUGAAUCUCCGAUCCCUCUCGGAGAUUCACCUAGAUUUCAAUAACUUCUCAUCUCCAUUCCCGGAUUUCUUCUCCGACUUCCCCGACUUGAAGGUACUCUCCAUGAGUUACUGCGAAUUGUCGGGCGUGGUACCUCCAAAGCUUUUCCAAAUCCGAAGCCUGCAGAGUGUCUACUUACGCGGAAACGAGCAUCUCGGAGGCUCCUUUCCUGAGUUUCCUGUUGAUGGAUCUCUUCAAGAGCUGGUCCUCAGCUGGCCAAGAUUUUCAGGGACUUUGCCGGAGUCUAUAGGCAAUCUUAGAAUGCUGUCGGAGCUCAGUGUUUCGGGUAGUAAUAUUUCAGGGUCAAUUCCUAGUACAAUACAAAACCUCAGACGCCUUGUCGUGCUGGACCUCUCGGGGAAUCAAUUUUCUGGUCAGAUUCCAUCUCUGGCUUUGUUCAAGAAUCUUACAGCAGUAUACCUCAGUGGUAAUAGAUUCACAGGCCAAAUUCCAGACUCCCUUUUUGAAGGCCUUGAAUAUCUUGUCUCUCUAGAUUUGAGUGGGAAUUCUUUAGAAGGUGAAAUCCCAGCAUCGCUGUUUCUUCUUCCGUCGCUUCAAGUAUUAUACCUUUCCGACAACAGCUUCUCUGGUGUCGCUCGAGUCUCGACAGAUGGCUCGUUAUCUCCAAUACGGAUUCUUUCCCUUCUUCACAACAAAUUUGAAGGUUCGAUACCUCGGAUCUUGUUUGAACUCAGUAGUCUUGAAGUUCUCUCUCUAUCUGGAAACAAGUUUAGUGGCGCCUUAGAGCUAACCGAUUUCCACAAGCUUGCUAAUCUUUCUACUCUUCGUCUGUCGUAUAACGACCUGUCUUUACAUGUGAAUGAAGAAGCAUCGAUGUCUGCAUUGUUUCCUCGAUUAGUAGAAUUGGAGUUGGUAUCUUGCAAGCUGCAGAAACUGCCCGAUUUUAGGAACCAUUCUUCACUAUUCAUGUUGGAUCUUUCCAACAAUGAACUAUAUGGCCCAAUUCCAAACUGGAUGUGGGAGAUUAACAAUGGGAAUCUAGGUUUCUUGAAUCUUUCUCAUAAUCAAUUAACUCAUCUUCAAGAACCUUAUAAUCUCUCAGGCCUGAUUUACCUUGACGUGCACGACAACAUGCUCGUUGGUCAGAUUCCGAUGCUUCUAUCAUCAUCAGCUAACGUUUUAGAUUUCUCCAGUAAUAGAUUCUCCUCCCUUCCUCCUUCAGGCCACCUCGACUCUCUCUCUCCUGCAGCGUUCUUCUCCGCUGCAGACAAUGAAAUCACGGGGGAGAUUCCGUUAUCAUUCUGCAACGCCAGCAUCCUCAGAGUGUUGGACUUGUCGAACAACAGAUUCAGUGGGAGAAUCCCUUCCUGUUUGGUGAAUGAUGCCCUCAGAGUGUUGAACCUGAAAGGAAACCGUCUUGAUGGAUAUAUACCCGACGCGUUUUUUCCAGUUGGUUGCAGUUUGGCGACUCUUGAUCUCAGCCGGAAUUCUCUGCGAGGAAAGCUUCCCGAAUCUUUGACUAGAUGCAGCCAGCUAGAGGUCCUAGACCUCAGCAACAACGCGUUGCACGACGCGCUCCCCUGCUGGCUCGAGGCUUUGUCUAGGCUUCGAGUUCUUGUCCUGCGCUCCAACAUGUUUCAUGGGAACAUCGGCAGCUUGGGAGAGACUGGUUCAUGGCGGAAUCUUCAUAUCCUCGACUUGGCUUCCAACAACAUUGGCGGCGUCAUGACUGCUGAAUUGUUUCGCAACUUGCAAGGAUUCAUGAUUGAUGCCACCCAACUGCAACGUGACGACAUCCUGCAACUGUCUGUGGAUGGCGUGAGCGGUGUUUACUACAGAGAUUCGGUGAAAGUUACUAUGAAGGGAAGCGAGCAUGAGCUGAAAAAGAUUCUCGGCAACUUCUCCUUGAUCGACUUGUCAUGUAACCAUAUCCAAGGAGUGAUACCAGAAGAAAUUGGAGAACUGAAGUUGCUUUAUGUUGUCAACUUUUCCCACAAUGCUCUCUCCGGCAAUAUCCCGCCGUCGAUGGGAAAUCUAGAGCAACUGGGAUCGUUAGAUCUGUCGUUCAACGCUCUAAUGGGAGAAAUCCCAAGGCAGCUUGAGGGAUUCACAACUUCGUUUGUAGGAAACGAAGGGCUCUGCGGCUUCCCUGUAAACAAAACCUGCAUUGGUGAUGGAGAAUCAUCCUUGUUGGACGCGGAUUCUUUGUCGGAGCACUUUUGUUUUGUAAGAGAUGGAGAAGUUAUCGCCGACGACUGUAAAAUGAGGACUGCAGGUGAUAGAAUCUUGGAGGCUUGA